AUGGAUUCCAAUUCAGAAUCGAUAAUUAAAGCCACGCAGACUUACUUUAAUGACGACUUCGUCUUCAAAAUAACGCUUGACGCGCUCGCUGAAUGGCUACCAACCCAAAAUAUUCAAACCACCUCGGAGAAGCUAAAGUCUGUGUUAAGUGAACGUGCGGAUCUUUUCGAGCUCAUCAAAGGUUACAAUAGUCAAGUCAUGGUUCAACUCAAAAAAGGGGAACAGUAUUGUGGAAGCAGCGAAAGUGUGGUUAGUAUGAUUAAUAGCAUUAAUGGACUCAAUUAUAGAAAUUUUUCAUACGGAUCAAAUAUAAGUGAAAUCAGUGAUCUAUCUGAAGAUGAAGCAUUUAGUGCUACUUCUACUGCGAAAAUCAAUGAGAGCAUUACAAAUUCAAGCAUUACUACUUUUCGAGAUGAUGGUGGUAAAAUCAAUGGUGGUGGUAAUAGUGUUGUGUCAAUCGAAACCGUCAAUAAAGGAUCUCGCUCUAAUUCUUCGCCAAAAUCUCCAAUUUCCAAGAUCGAUAUGAAUAUCAUUAAAACUGCGCGAAAAUACUUGGAAAAUUAUCAAGUAGAUUCUGUGUUUGAGUUGGAACGUUAUUUGAAAACACAAGGGUUUCAAUUUGAGUCAGAGAAAAACAAGGCAGCUAGCAAUAGCAACAGGGAGAGGACUCUCAAGAAAUUUUUGACUGAAUAUCGUGGUGUAUUUCAAGUAUUUAAUAGUAGAGGUGUUACAAGUGUAAAACUAGUAAAGGCUAACACCACGGGAGUACAUAACUCCAAGCUCUCUAGUCGCAUGAAAUUGACAGAAAACCUUGUCAAAGAGUACGUAUUAAAGAACAGUACUCCAAAGGGAUUGUCAAUCAAAGAAUUAAUUAUUCAUCUUCGAGGAUACCAAGAGACAAUUACAGACGAACUUGCCGAAUUUCUCAAAAGUUGUUCACGGACUUUUGAAUGUGACAUGUACGAAGAUAUGUGUUACGUGCGAGUACUACCGCACGUUAAAUCUUUGGCACAGAAAGUUGCUUUUGGCAAAUUUCGUGGGUCAAAGGCUUUCACUUUGGUGCUUAUUCGAGAAUGUGUUCUGAAACUGGGGAUUGCUACGUAUUCAGAAAUAGAGAAGCAAGUUCGUGGCCAUUUAUCAAAUCAGCAGGUAAAUGUCUUUGCUUGUCUUCAACAGCAUAAAGAGGAAUUCUUAUUCAAGAAUUUUGACACUGAACCAUUUAUACGGCUCAAACCAACCGAUCAAAACUUUAUCUGUCAUAUUCGACGAUAUAUAAUGGAGUUUGGUAGAGUGAAAUUUUCGCAGCUACAUGAAUACUUGAAACGUAUGGACAUGUUACCGAAGAUAACGCUUGAAAAGUUUUUAGAUCAAUGCCCCGAAUACGUGAUCAGAACUGAAUCAGGAAUUCAAUGGGUUCGUUCUCAUGACAUAGAGAUCGUGCGAUCAUGUCGCAAUUUCUUGCGGGAUAAGCAACAAAUAAGGAUGUCAGUUGUUGGUGACUACUUGAAACGUUCCGAUGCUAAUCUCCGAACAAAACUUCUAGAUCUUUUAGAGGAUUUUCCUGAAUUUCAGUUUGCGCAAGGCACAAAUGAUAUAUUUGUGGAAUUCAAACCUUUCCCGACUGAAAAAUCACCAACUGAUUACGUACGAAAGUUAAUUAAUGUUGAAGGAGGAAGAGUUCCGCUUUCGGUUGUGACAACUCACUUGAAUUGGACGGGGGCAUUUCCGGAAUUUAAAAUUGUAGAGUUACUCAAAAAUAGUUCGGAUUUUCUGUUGGAGAAUAAAGAUGGAAAAUCAUCGGAUGUUUAUGUCACUUUGAAUCCCCGAAAAUUCAAAACGAUGAUCGGAAAUAAAGUAAUUGAUGAAGAAACAUCAAGAAAAUUUUCGGAGUUAUUUGCUGAUAAAAGUGAGAAGAGUACUACUCAGGUCAUAGAACCUACAAAGGCUAUUAUCACGACUACAACUAUUAAUACGACUGCUGCAGCUAAUGGAGAAGGUAAAAAAAUAAUUGAAUCUAAUAGAGUAAAUUUAUUCACGAAAUAUUAA
Ambispora gerdemannii is the source of this 2046-nucleotide messenger RNA. NCBI's taxonomy places the organism in Eukaryota, Fungi, Glomeromycota, Glomeromycetes, Archaeosporales, Ambisporaceae. The record is from the annotation of a GenBank genome assembly.